AGCGCGUCGGUGGCGGAAGUGGAGCCCCUCUCACGGCUCUGCCGGCGGCGGUAACGGGGCCCGGGUACCGGGGCGGACCCGGCGGCGGAGCUGACGUCACGGGCCGCGAGGGAUGCUGGGAAACCCCGGGAAGCGCCGCGCCAUGGAUCCGUGCCCGGGCAGGCCCAAAGCCCCGUCCUUCCUGUCCGACCUGGGCAAGGCCACGCUGCGGGGCAUCCGCAAGUGCCCUCGCUGCGGCACCUACAACGGCACGCGGGGGCUCAGCUGCAAGAACAAGACGUGCGGCGCCGUGUUCCGGGCGGGCGCGCGCCGGGCGCCGGGCGCCGACGCCGUGCGGCUGCUGAGCGGCGCCCACGGGCAGCUCUACUCGGUGCGCCAGCGCCAGCGCCGCUGCUUCGUGCAGCUGGGCGUGUCGCAGACGGCCAUCCAGACCCCCGAGGGCACCCUGAUCACCCAGCUGAGCUCGGGCCGCUGCCACGCGCCCGCCUGCGCCGGCGCCGCGGCCGACGAGCAGUGCCAGCACCUGAAGCUGGCGCUGGGCUGCCAGGCCGAGGCCACGCCGCUGCCGCUCAAGAGCUCGGUGCUGGGCGCCGUGCAGGCGCCCGCCGAGGCCAAGCAGAGCCUGUGGGAGCUGGCCACCGAGCCCACGGGGCCGCUGGUGCAGAGGGUCACCAAGAGCGUGCUGGUGGUCAAGUGCAAGGCCAGCCAGAGGCACAGCCUGGGCUACCUGCACGCCAGCUUCGGGCAGCGGCGCUUCUCCUGCGCCUGCCGCGCGCCCGGGCACGGCCGCGCCAAGGGGGAGCGGGAGGAGGACGAGGAGGAGGAGGAGGAGGAGGAGGAAGAGGAGCCCCCCGCGCGCUGCAUCCACUUCCUGGCCUGCAUCUGCGCCUUCGCCAGCGACGAGAGCCUGGCCCAGGAGUUCUCCGAGUUCCUCGCCUCCGACGGCAGCGGUCUGAAGGGGACGGUGAUCCCGCAGCUGCUCCGUGGCCCCGGCUCCACGGCGCGGGCACGGGGGGCAGCUGCUGCCAAGGCCAAGAGGAGGAGGAAGGACCUGGGGCCAGGCCCACAGGUGCCCGGGCCCCUCCUGGCUCCAGACCCAGCUCAUCCCAGCCCCAGGAGGAGCAGCCUGAGGAAGCUGCCCAUCGUCUCUUCCUCACCUUCCUCAUCCUCCUCCUCGCUGAAGAGACACGGCUGCCCCCAGGCGCUGGAUGAGUCCCAGGUGUCCCUGUCCUUCCAGGAGUGGCUGGGCAGUGUCACAGAGCGCAUCCACCAGACCAUGCACUACCAGUUUGAGGGCCGCCCGGAGCCGCUGGUUUUCCACAUCCCCCAGUCGUUCUUCGAGGCGCUCCAGCAGCGCAUCUCCAGCGGCAGCGGCAAGAAGAGGCUGCCCAACUCCACCACGGGUGAAGCAGAUCUUCGACACGCCCGAGGUGCCGCUGGAGAUCACCCGGAGCUUCGUGCAGAACCGCGACGGCUCCUACGAGCCCUUCCGCAGCCCCCGCGUGGAGGUGGAGAGCCUGCCCGAGGGGCUGGGCCCCCACGAGAAACAGCCCCCGCUGCGGCCCCUGGAGCUGCAGACCUUCCUCAAAGUCGGACACACGUCCCCCACGCAGAAGGAGCCCACGCCCUUCACCAUCGAGUGGAUCCCCGACAUCCUGCCGCGCUCCCGCCUGGGCGAGCUGCGCCUCAAGUUCCAGUACGGGCACCACGGGGGGCCCCGGCAGCCCCCCGGCCGCGGGACCCCCCCCGCAGAGCCCCCCCCGCUGCCCCUGCCCCCCCUGGGCACCAUCGCCUUCCCCUGAGCCCCCCCAGAAGGGACGGGGGGCUCGGGCUGGGGGCAGCGCCUGGGAGCACCCCCAGAAUAAACCGGCAGCACCCCACGGGGCUGAGCGUGUGUGGGGGGGCAGGGGGACCCCAGAACGGGGGGGGAAACAUGGGGGACCCCCCAGAAUGGGGAGGGAAAGGGGGGAAAACCUGGGGGACCCCCAGAAUGGGGAGGGAAACCUGGGAGACCCCAAAAGUGGGAGGGGGGAGCCUGGGAGAUGAUCUCCCCCAGAAUGGGAGGGGGGAACCUGGGAGACCCCCAAAAUGGGGUGGUGGGGGUGGAGUGGGGCACUUGGGAGACCCCCAAAAUGGGGGGGGGAAGGGGGCUGGGAGAGCCCCAAAAGGCUCCCAGUAGGCACCAAGGAGCUCCCAGUUGCUCCCAGUAAGCGCUCACGCGGCACCCAGUUGGCUUCGGGAGUCCCCAGGACCCCCAGUGCCCCCCAGUAU
Pyrgilauda ruficollis (rufous-necked snowfinch) is the source of this 2271-nucleotide messenger RNA. RefSeq names its product chromosome unknown C2orf42 homolog (gene CUNH2orf42). The transcript has 9 exons. NCBI's taxonomy places the organism in Eukaryota, Metazoa, Chordata, Aves, Passeriformes, Passeridae. Bases 113 to 2179 code for a protein of 688 amino acids. Gene Ontology annotation, cellular component: nucleus. The record is from RefSeq and is a predicted model, not a curated record.